This is a messenger RNA of Asparagus officinalis (garden asparagus), 2595 nucleotides long. RefSeq names its product GATA transcription factor 27-like. Bases 491 to 2119 code for a protein of 542 amino acids. Gene Ontology annotation, biological process: regulation of DNA-templated transcription. Gene Ontology annotation, molecular function: sequence-specific DNA binding; zinc ion binding. NCBI's taxonomy places the organism in Eukaryota, Viridiplantae, Streptophyta, Magnoliopsida, Asparagales, Asparagaceae. The transcript has 8 exons. The record is from RefSeq and is a predicted model, not a curated record.
CGAACAAAAGAAAAGAAAUUUGACAAUAUAAAAAAGAGAAGGCUCCUCUUCACCUAUUCACCUCCUCACCUUUUCUUCCCUCUGCCAUUAAUUUUGAUUCCUUCAAUGUUCUUCUUCUAUAAUUGAUUGUGCAGAUUCCCACCUAAAAACCCAUCAAAGACCUGUGAAUUUUUUCCCAUUUAAUUUCCCUUUUUCUUCUUUUUUUUUUCAUCCUCUUUGUUUUUUUGGGUCUAAAGAGACUGAGAGAGCGAAAAAUUAACAAAAAGGAAAAUACUGCUCCUUUGGGUUUCUGGGUUGUGCGUUGUAGAAACUCUUCUUUCGGUGUCACAGGAAAAGCCUAUUCAAACCCACUCACCGAUAUUUUUUUUUAUUUAAAAAGAUUUUUUUUCCUGAUUUUGUUGAGACUUUGAUAGAGUAAAGGGACCGCUAUUUUUUUCUCCUUUUAUUUUUUUGGUAAUUUUGUUAAUUGAGGUGAGAGGAGUUGAGAGGCAUGGGGAAGCAUGGACCUUGCUGUCAUUGUGGUGUCACAACUACUCCUCUUUGGCGAAAUGGGCCACCUGAUAAGCCUGUUCUCUGCAAUGCAUGUGGUUCAAGGUGGAGAACAAAAGGUUCUUUGAUUAACUACACACCACUGCACGCUCGUGAACUGAUUGAGCAAGAAGGGUUGGAAGUAUGUAAAGUCAAACCUAUACCUGUCAAGCCCAAAGAGAAGAAGCUGCAGAAGAUCAAACAAAGCUCUGGUGCACUGGAAAAUAAGCGUGAAAUACCAUAUUCCGACCAGAACUUCCGGAAAAUGUUAGAAAGAGAUACGAGCAAUUGGUCGAGCUCCGGAUCAGCAACAUCAUAUUCUGAGAGUUGUGCACAUUUUGCAACCAAUGAAGUAAGUGAUUUGACAGGUUCUGCUCAAUCCAAUGUAUGGGACCCUCAAGUACCUUCAAAGAGAAGGACAUGUGUUGUGCGCCAAAAGCCUACGCCUGUUGAGAAGCUCACGAAAGACCUUUAUAUUAUAAUGCAUGAACAACAGUCUUCUUACCUUUCAUCAUCAGAAGAAGAUCUUCUCUAUGAAGGUGAAACUCCAGUUGGUUCUUUUGAGAUUGGCAAUGGAAGUGUUCUCCUUAGAUAUCCUAAUACAAAAGCUAUCGAAGAGGAAUCAGAAGCAAGCUCACUUCCUAAGUCAUGCAUAAUCAAUGAAGAUGAAAGUAAAGGAACAAAGUUUUCAGGUGUUGGCAUGGAAAAAUUCCGGAAGCCUGCAGCGCAUAUGGCACAAUGUCAAGUGAAAAGGGACAAAUCUUCUGACAGAUUGCAUAUCCUUCAAGAUAGAGAUUCACCCCUUUGCUCCACUGAUCUUAAAGAUAUUGUUGAUUUUGAGGUGUUAAUGAGACAUAUGACGGAUGAGGAACAACAGAGACUGAUGAAAUAUCUACCAUCUUUAGAUACUGCUAAAUAUCCUGAAAGCCUCAGAAGCAUGUUUAACAGUUCCCAAUUUGUGGAGACUUUAUCGUAUUUCCAGCAACUACUUCAGGAAGGAAUAUUUGAUUUAUCCAUUUCAGGAACAGAUAAUGAGGAUUACAUUACUUUGAAGAGGCUUGUAUUACAGAAUUUUUCAAGAUCGACAUGGGUUGAACACUAUAAAAGGCUAAAGGAUAUAAAAAAAAAGCAGUAUGUCGGAGGGAAAGAAGUGGUAACUGAUUCUAGUUAUCAUGGACAUUCAAAUUUCACACGCCUCAAGAGGUCAAUGGAUGCCCAAAAUCUGAAAUUUUCAGAGCCCGAUAGUGCCAUGCGUAGCCCUAAAAGAUUGGCCAGCUCCGUAUUUGAUGUCGAAGAUUUUGUUGACAACGAUGGAACUUGCUUCAGUCCAAGAACCAUCUUUGCAACGCCACCGGAGAGGAGCUCCUCGUUGCUUUGCUCUCUUCAAUUCACUGACGAUAACUCCGAUCAUGGCUUGCUCCUCGAUGUCCCCAGCUCUUCGUCAUUCCCAGAAGCUGAGCUCCUCUACUAUACAUCGAAUCCAAAAAGAAACAAUUCCUCUUCUGAGAGCAGAAUUUUUGGUGAUGGAGAAGAGAGCCUCUCCAAUUUGCCCGUUUCUAGUUUCAAUAGCCAAAAGCCUAGACAGAGAUAGUUGAACAAUUCCUGUGAACUUUUCUCAUCGUUCUAUGGUAACUCGUAGCCGGGAAAAGGUUGGUAGAUUUAUAUUGGUAUUUCUCCCUGUAUUUUUUUCGGCAUGGGGAUUUUUCGACGUGGUUAUAUAUGUAGCUGAAAACUGACUGUUUUCUUUGGGAGUGGAGUUUGGAGUUGCAAUGUAAAGCUCAAAUGCACAGAGGAGUGGAUUUUGAAGCAUGGUCAACUGUAAGAGAUAUUGGAGGAGUUCAACAAUAUGAUGCCUCUCAAGACACUAGUGUCUCAGUUUCAGUUGCUGUUUUUCUGCACAGUUUGAAGUACAUGCUUGAUGUAAAUGGCUGGAUUAUGUUAAUUAUGUUAAUGGGAUUGUUGUAUGAGCUUAAAUUACAUGACUAAUGAAGUAGGUGAUAGCUUAUAUGACAUUGUCACUAGUCAUUAUGGGAUAUAUUGAUUAAGGAUAGCGGUAUAUUAUUUACA